UUUUCUGUCACAAAUGUUCGAGAUUUCAAAUGUAAAGCACGUGUUCGUUUUUAAAACGGUUUUCGUUACUUUUAAUUUUUAUCGUUUCAACUAACCGUCGUCGUACAGUGAUCGAAAGCAAUGCCGAAAAAAGAAAACUUACCUGAUUUUCAAGAUUCUCCGCGGAGAUCGUCGAGAUUAAGUCUGAAUUCUGUGCCAUCUUCGAUAAAAACCCGCAGAGGAUCGCAAGAUACGGUGACUUCCACUCCUAAAACGAUGAAAACCAGAAGAUUAUCGCAAAUCCAGGACAACGAAGAGAAGGAGAAUUUGGAGAGGAACGUUUUAAGGAGAAGAGCCUCUCAACUGAUCGAAGAGCCGGAAGAAAAACCGUCGCCGAGGCGACAAACCAAAACGCCCAAACCGGAAGAGAAAGGAGCCGAGGAGCCGAAGAAACGCGGACGAAAACCGUCCAUAACCAAAACAAGAAACGAAGUGGAAGAUGAUAAAGUACAAGACGAAGAACCCAAAACUCGAAUGACAAGAAGAAAUUCCGUUGCCAGGGCCAAAAGUGAAGAGGAGGAAAACGUCCAAGUGGUCGAGACCAGAACGCGAAUCACCAGAAGAAAUUCCAUCGCCAAAAACAACGAAGAAGCGGCGGAAGAGACACCGAAAAAAAUUACCAGAAGCAGAAGAAGUUCUUUGGCAAAGGACGACGAAGGAACGGUACCGAAAAUUACGAGAAGCAGACGAAGUUCCAUCAACAGUGUCGCCGAAGAGAAACCGACCGGUCCCAAAACCAGAAGACGCUCUUCUGUGGCGGAAGAGGAUCGCGAAGAGAAAACCGUGACGCUGACCCCGAUUAAAAUGAAAAAGAAACAGGAGAACUUCGUCGAUCCGAAUUUGAGCGUGAUUUGCGAAUCGGAAGACGACACAAAAGUUUCGCCACGGAGAUCACCGAGAAUCAACAAGAUGGGAGGAAGCGCGAAGAAAGAAUCGCCGUCGAAACGUUCGUUGAACACCAGCGAAAACGAAGAGUCCCCCAAAAAGAAAAAGACCGAAGAAAAUAGUGAAGAUGCGACCGAAAAGAGUGCAGAAGAAGAAACCAGAAAAAAUUUGGAAGAGGUCGUCUUCGUAUUGAACGAAGAGUUUGUCGAUAAAAAAGAACAACUGAAAUCGAUGAGUGACGAUUACGAAUUUCAACUUUCCGAUGAAGAGGAAUCGAAGAACGAUCAAGUUUUGGCCGACAAAAACGAAGAAAAAGUUAAAGAACAAGAGGAAAACGAACCACCUAAAGAGACGACGAAGGUUCCGACCAAAGAAAAUGAAAAAUCAGAUGUAGAAAUCGAUUCCGAUUUGGAGGCCAAGUUGCUGGAAGAAGACAGUUGUGAAAUGUCUAAAUUACGCUUGGAAGAAACGGUUUUAGAAGAAAAAUUAAAUAAAUCUUCGGAAAAUAAUAUAAAUGGCGAUUUAGAAGACAGCGACGAUGAAGUGGAAUUCAAUUUCAAAAACAGAGGAAAUAAAUCAAAAGAUACAUCACCGAAAUUGGGACGGACCGAACAGGAUUCGGAAAAUUCAGCAAAAAUUGAACAAAACCAAAUACAACCAGCUGUUAAUUCAUCAACAAUCGAGCUGUCUCCCGAAACAAAAAAGAACGAUAAUCGCAGAUCGUCGGGCAAACGUACUUCCCUUAAUUCGUCCAAGUUAGAAUCGGAAAGAAAGGAUUCUGAUUCCGUGGUGACGUCGAAAGUAGAAGAAAACGAAGAACAAAACAGUCCAACUAGUUUGUCUUUAAAUUCUUCACAAUCAGAAGAAAACUCAAAAAAAUUAGGCGACGAACACAACAAACGUGUUUCUUUGAAUUCGUCCAAAUCAGAAGAAACAUCUACUGUGGGAAGUGGGACUGGCGAAACGUUGAAUUCUUCAAAAAUAGAAAUAACCACAAGCUGUUCCGAAGUGCAAGAAGAAAAAAUAUCAACCAAUUCAGAAGAAAAUUUAGAUAAAAAUGAAGAAGCACAAGAAACCUUGAUUAACCGAUCAAACUUGAAUAAACUUUCAUCAGAUGACAAUACCGAGGAAGAAUCAAAAGAACAAGCCAAUCCAGAAGAAAUUACCUCUUCCAAAGCCGAAGAAGGUGACGAAGAAAUUAAUCGUGCGGAGGAUCCCGAAGAGAAGGGAGUCAGUCUGAACACCUCAAAAUUGGAAUCGACGACUAGGAAGAGCUUGAAUUCGUCGAAAUCAAUAUUAAAUUCACCGAAACAGAACGGCGAGACUUGCGCGUCUUUAAAUUCCUCAAAAUUGAUAGAGAACAAUCGAGUAGAAGUAGAAAUAGAAGAAAUAAAAAAACGUGAUUCUCCAAACUCAUCAAAAACAGAAGAAAAAUCUACUACUUCUGAAACAGAAAAAGAUACGUUCAAAAAGCCGUCGAAUAUAGAAGAAAAUCUAGAAGACAGCAGCGAAGAUGAAGAUUACGAACCGGCAAACUUAUCGAAACUGGAAGACGGUCUUUCGUCUGGAACGGAAAAUGAAGGAGAAGAAGAAUCGUUCAUGAACAAAUCAAACUUGGAGAAAAACUCGACGGGCGGCAAAAACGAAAAGAGAAUCAGAAAACAAACAAAUGUAGAAGAACUUGCCACUUCUAAAGUCGAAGAAUACUUCAAGAAUAAAUUGGAAGAGAGUGAUGAUGACGAAGAUUCUGAUGAAGAAAUGGAUCAAGAAGUGUCUUGUGAAGAUGAGAAAGUUAAAGAGACGAGAAUCAGUUUGAACUCUUCAAAAUUGGAAGGAACCACCAGGAAGAGCUUGAAUUCGUCAAAGUCAAAAGAAAUCUCGCCGAAACAGAAAGAAAGUCGUCCAUCUUUAAAUUCCUCAAAACCGGUGGAGGGCAAUGGAAAAGUGGAAGAAGCCAAGAAACGUGAUUCUUUAAAUUCAUCAAAAACAGAACAAAAAUCUACCAGUUCCGAAACAGAAGAAGGCGUAUUCAAAAAACCAUCAAAUAUAGAAGAAAAUCUAGAAGAGAGCAGCGAAGAUGAAGAUUACGAACCGGAAAACUUGUCGAAACUAGAAGACGGUCUUUCGUCUGGAACCGAAAAUGAAGGUGAAGACGAAUCGUUCAUGAACAAAUCAAACUUGGAAAAAAAUUCAACAGACGCCAAAAACGAGAAGAGAAUUAGAAAACAGACCAAUAUUGAAGACUUUGCCACUUCCAAAGUCGAAGAAUACUUCAAGAAAAAAUUGGAAGAGAGUGACGGGGACGAAGACUCAGAUCAAGAAAUGGAUCAGGAGGAGGUUUCUGAAGAGACAACAGCCAGUCUGAACUCUUCCAAAUUGGAAGAAACAACUAGGAAGAGCUUAAAUUCGUCGAAAUCAAUAGAAAAUUCUUCGAAACAGGACGGCAAAACUCCCACGACAUCUCCAAAUUCUUCUAAACUGGUAGAGAACAAUGAAAAAUUAGAGGAUACUAAGAAACGUGAUUCUUUAAAUUCAUCAAAAACGAUAGAAAAAUCUGCUGCUUCCGAAACACAAGAAAGCACAUUGACAGAAAAGUCAAAUAUAGAAGAAAAUCUAGAAGAGAGCGGUGAAGAUGAGGAUUACAAUCCGGCAAACUUAUCGAAACUAGAAGACGAACUUUCGUCUGGAACCGAAAAUGAAGGAGAAGAAGAAUCGUUUAUGAACACGUCAAACUUGGAGAAAAACUCGACGGACGGCAAAAACGAAAAGAGAAUCAGAAAGCAGACCAAAGUAGAAGAACUCGCCACUUCCAAAGUCGAAGAAUACUUCAAGAACAAAUUGGAAGAGAGUGACGAUGACGAAAACUCUGAUGAAGAAGCGGAUCUAAAGGUUUCUUCUGGUCAAGAUGAGAAAGUCGUUGAAGAGAAGAAAGUCGGUCUGAGUUCUUCUCCAAAAUUGGAAGGACCAACCAGAAAGAGCUUGAAUUCGUCAAAAUCAAAGGAAAUUUCACCAAAACAGAAAAAAACUCGUGCAUCUUUAAAUUCUUCAAAUCUUGUAGAGGACAAUCGCAAAAUAGAAGAGGCCAAGAAACGUGAUUCGUUAAAUUCAUCAAAAACAAAACAAAAAUCCAUCAGUUCCGAAACGGAAGAAAAUGCGUUCAAAAAACCAUCAAGUAUUGAAGAAAAUCUAGAAGAAAGUACCGAAGAUGAGGAUUAUGAACCGAACAACUUAUCGAAGAUAGAAGACGACGGUCUUUCAUCUGGAACCGAAAAUGAAGGAGAUGAAGAAUCGUUCAUGAACACAUCAAAUUUGGAAAAAAAUUCGACAAAAGACAAAGUCGAAAAGAGAACUAGAAAACAGACAAAUGUAGAAGAACUCGCCACUUCCAAAGUCGAAGAAUACUUCAAGAACAAAUUAGAAGAGAGUGAUGAUGCCGAAGAUUCAGAUAAAGAAACGGAUCGAGAGGUUUCUUCUGAUGGUCAGAAAAUUGAAGAGAAGAGAAUCAGCCUGAACUCUUCGAAAUUAGAAAAAAACAGGAAAAGUUUGAAUUCUUCAAAAACGUGUGAGAGCGUGUCGAGAUCUGAACAAAACUCACCAAACUCGUCAAAAUUGAAGGAAACAAGAAAGAGUUUGAACUCAUCGAAAUCACGAAAAGAACAAAAUUCCGAACCGGAAGGCGAAGAAUUGAUCUUCAACCUGGAUUCUUCACAGAAUUCGGACGUCGAACAAAAUUGUUCGCUCGAUGUUCUAUCGAAAAAAUCACUUGUAGACGAAAGCGACGACGACGAAGACUUUAAUCCCGAUUUGGAAAAUGGCGACAAAUCGGAGGAGGAAAAUUAUGAAGAGACCGAUUUGGAAGAGAGCGUUUUGUUGGUGCAAGAAACCGAGGAGAUGUUGAAGAACGAAAAUUUAGACGUGAAGCGUUCUAAAAGGAUCAAACUUGAUUUGGGAGAAGGAAUUGAAAACAAAUGCGAAGAGGUGAAGAGAUCGAAACGAAUGAAAAUGGAUGACGAAUCGGAAGCGAGUGUACAAAAGAAACUGUUGGACAUUUCCGGUUCUGGAAGUGGAACUGAAAAUGGAAGAAAAUCUUUGAACUCAUCCAAAUUGGAAGAAAGCUUUACCGCUGAAGUUGAAGAGAACACACAAAAGCCCAAUAAGAAAAAGUCAAGAAAAUCUUUAAAUGAAGUGGAACCUAAAGAGUGCACGGAAGAGGAGGAACCUGCUAACAAGUCCGGAAUAUCCACAAAAUUGGAAAGAAAAUCACUCGAGAAAAGAGGUAAAAAAUCCAGAAAUUCGCAGAUCACUGAAGAAAUUUCGAACGCAGCGGACCCAUCCGGAAGGAAAUCUUCGAAUGUUGAGGAAACCGAAUCGACAACAACCAACUCCUCAAGUCCCGUAAAAGAGAAAUCUACAAAACUGCAAGAAAUCGAACGCGAUUCGCAAUCGAAACUCGACAUGCUUCUGCAAAACGGUCCGAUCGAAUCGGAAGAAGAUCUCGAAGAAGAAAGUGAAAGAGAAGAAGAGGAGGAAGCAAACGAAUUUCUCGAUACGGAAGCGAUGGAAAAGAACGAAGAGUCCGAAGUCGAAACGGACGAAAACGAAAUAAUCGACGAUGGCGAAUCGGUCGGUUUUUCCUCUUCCGACUCGGUCGAUUCACAAGACGAUUACGAUAUGGACGAUUCUUUCAUUUGUAAUUCGGAAAGCGAAGAGCUCCUAUCGGGCGACGAAAAUUAUCUGGCAGAUGAUAAAAAGGUUGAGAAGAAAAAAAAGAAGAAAAGUCGAAUUAUCACCGUUGAAGAAUCCAGCGAUGAAGAGUUCGAAGUGUUCAAACAAGAAUUAGAGAAGGGAAUUGAGGAAAAAAAAGAUACGACCAACGACGAAAAGCGUUCGCCGCCACAAGUUUCGCAGCAGGGUAACGAAAAAAGGACCAAAAAACGUUCUUCGAAAGAUCUAGAGAAAGACGGAGGAGAACAAGAAGAAGUAGAAGAAGGAAGCCCGCGAGAGUCACCGAAAAAACGUCGAAGUUCAUCGAUAAACAUACAAGAAAACAUCAAAGUCGAAGAGAUUAAGGAAGCUGCGUUGAGCGAAAGAAUCAAUCUGGUUGUCGAAAGUUUUUGCAGUUCCGUUCAAAAGGGUGAAAUAUCGAUGAACUUGUCGCUCCAAUAUGACGAAGAACCGAAGACGAAAAAAUUAAAGAAACGCAGAAGCAAAAGUUUAGAAACGAAAACGGUCCGACGAAAAGAUACGUUCGGCAUUUUGGGCAAAGAGUUGUUAACGGAUGUGAAAAAUAGACCGAAACGUUUGUUGAAACCGUCGGUUUCAGCCGCCGUUUCGCACUGGAAAAGCGAAAGUAUUGCAGUAAAACCUUCCACUUCGCAAUUAACAAGAACGGAACGAGAUACAGGACUCGAAAGGAUUCACAAGAAAGAUUUUAAAAAUCAAAUGUUGUACGAUUCGAAACGUGUUAAAAGAAUUGAUAGUGCCAGUUUGAUUAAGAAAAAACUUGUUAAAUAAUUGAUUUAUUUUAAUGUUUUUUUUUUUGUAUGAGAAAGGCUGAGUUUUAUUUAUUAUUAUUAUGAUUACAUGUGUAUUUGAUAUAUAAGUGUUUUAAGAAUUUAAUAAAUUCAUUUUUAUGA
Messenger RNA from Aethina tumida (small hive beetle), 6560 nucleotides. RefSeq names its product titin homolog. NCBI's taxonomy places the organism in Eukaryota, Metazoa, Arthropoda, Insecta, Coleoptera, Nitidulidae. The coding region runs from base 121 to 6438 and encodes 2105 amino acids. The record is from RefSeq and is a predicted model, not a curated record. The transcript is spliced from 3 exons.